AUAAAAAUUGAAAUGAAAGCAAGCCAACGGUUUUUCUUUAGACGUUUGUCCUGUGUUGAAUAGAAUUAUUUUAAAUGUUGUGAAUAUUUCACAAUUUUAUAUCAUUUUGGGCUGUGCAACUCAUAAAAUAGACAAAAAUAAUCCUAAAACGGCAGCCACCAUUAAAGAAAUUAAAUAGACAAUGGCGCCAACUCGGUUGGCAUCGAAGCCCAUCGGCGUCACUGAUAACUUCAUUAGCCAUGGUAUUACUACUCGGAGUAAGCAGUUGGCUUCUCUUAAGACACAUAAGGAUAAUUUGAAAAUGCCUAAUAAAAGGAAAGCUGAUAGCCCGCUAAAAGAUGUGACUGCUAAAAGAGCGGCAUUUGGGGACAUCACGAAUGCAUACAAUAAGUCCUGUGGAGCUAAUGACAAGGUUAUGCCGUUGAAGAAGGUCACAGUGGAAAGCAAAAUGCUUCCUGUUGUAAAGAGCAUCAAACCACAGACUACAAUAUUGAAUGGAAAGACCUCCAAAACCAAGCAACUACAGAGGGUGGCCACUAACGCAUUGGAAACUGUACAAAAACAUUUCGCCAAAGAUCCACCCAAGCCUAUUGCAACUAGAGCACAGAAUGGCAUACUCAAGAAUAUUGAGAGGAAAUCUAUUGGUAAAGAAAAUCAGAAUAGCAGCCAGAACUCUACGAAGUCUGGCCGUAGUGAUGUUUCAGGGGAGCCCUCCCUUUAUAUGACUGCAUUGGAGAAUAUAAGCCCAUCAGAAGUUACAAAAGAAGAAUACAAGACAAUCAGCGACAAGCUAGACAAAGUUAACUUGGAUGACUCCAGCAACAAAUUGCUGGAUGAUGAAACUGACAUUCCACACAAGCCACCACCUGGUGUAGUAGAUUUUGACCUCGAGAACUGGAAUGACCCAUUCCAAGUGUCUCAAUAUGCUAUGGAUAUUUUCAAUUAUUUGAAGAGCAGAGAGCGACUGUUCCUCAUCGAUGACUACCUCGUGAGAAUGGAGGGUAUCACGUCGUGGAUGCGCGCACUCCUCGUUGACUGGAUGGUUGAGGUCCAGGAGAGCUUCGAGCUUAAUCAUGAGACGUUAUACCUGGCGGUGAAGUUAGUGGACCUCUACAUGACGAGGUCGUCCAAGACGCAUCCCCAACAGAAUCGGCUAACGAAGGAAGAGCUGCAGUUACUAGGAGCAUCGGCGCUUUUUAUCGCUUCUAAGUUUGAUGAGCGCAUACCUCCGCUAGUGGACGACUUCCUGUACAUCUGCGACGGUGCGUACACACUGAGCCAGCUACUCAAGAUGGAGAUGAACAUCCUGCGGGUGGUGGACUUCGACCUCGGCAUCCCACUGUCUUAUCGGUUCCUCAGGAGAUACGCUAGGUGUGCCCGUGUGUCGAUGCCGACGCUAACACUGGCAAGGUUCGUGCUGGAGCAGUGCCUCCUUGAAUACGGCCUUCUGGAAAACUCUGACAGCAAGAUGGCCGCCGCCGCACUCUACCUCGCGCUCAGGAUGAAGUCCCUCGGACACUGGACACCAACGCUACAGUAUUACACAGGUUAUUCAGUAAAGGACAUCUUGCCAUUAGCGAAAGCACAAAACUCUGUUUUACACAAGAAGCCAAAAUCAGCUAUCAGCACAGUACGGAAUAAGUACUCGCACACAAUCUUCUUUGAAGUAGCCAAAGUACCUCUAAUCGAUGACUCUGUUCUGAGCAGCUGAAAUAAGCCAAGUGGCACUUUACACACAGUAAAAAGCAUAUUAAGGUGGGUGCAAAUCUUUUGAUUGUAUAUAUUUGUAUUGUUUUGUUGGUUGCCUAUAAUGCCUAGUAUGCUCACACAUGACAACUUUAUAAAAACAUGUUGAGUUUUGAUUAUCUUAUUUAUCCACGUGUUAUUGAGGUAUACAGUGCAAUGUGGGCAGUCAAUCGUUAAUAGUGCAUAAAGAAAUAAGUCACAAAAUGUAUGCCCAAGUCAACCCACCAAUAAGCUGCAUUUGUUUGCGCAAUGCAAUUUUUUUUUUUUUGUUAAUGUUAUUAUAAUAUUUAACUAUAUACUGUACAGACACAUCGGCUCAUUUUCAUUUUUUGUCAAUAAGAAAUUAAAUAUUUACAACUCUAGUGAUUCCGUAUAAUUGUCGGAUUUUCUUUUUUUUUUAAUUUGGGUUGUGUGUCGCCCUUUCUAAUGAAAAUUAAGAUGGCGAAAUAUCGUAAGGUGCCACGUUGUAAGCUAGAUUGUAAGUUAUUGUUUAACGUUACAGUAGACAAACGUGUGGCGGGUCGUAUGCGAGCGGCCGUGGACACGGUAUCACUGCCGGUAAUUUAGUAUAAUAUCUAGGUAGUGACGAAUCUAGAUCAAUUACGGAAACGUAGGAUUAGCAAUUGUUUAAUGUAAAGCAGGAAGGUGGAUUAUUUCAAAUUUCGAUUUUGAUGAAUAAUUUUCGAUUUAUUGCGAAUUUUAUAUACAUUUUCUUUUUUUCUUUAUACAAAAAAGACUGAGACUGCACACGACAGAAAACUUUGGGUUUUCAUAUUUGUCGUUACAAUUGUGCCAUAUAUUGUAUUGCACUAUGGCAAAUCACUAAUCCCACCAAAUAGACUAAAGAGCUAUAAACUCUUUUCGAAUUCAAUUAAAGUAAGUGACAAAUUCAAUUUUGUUUAAAUUUCAAAAAUCACAGAAUCCAAAAUCGUACCAUGUCAUAUAGUUCAAUAGAAUUUGCCAAAAAUUAUAGCCAAUUCACAUUCCAAUAUUGUUUUUUUUUUCCGCCUUGCUUAAUAUUAAUAAUAUUAGAGUAAUUGUCUUCCUAUAGGAAUGUGUAGGUGUGAUAUCAUUCCACUUCAACGCUAUGAAAGUGGAAAUGUAUGUAAUUUUGAGCGUUUUUAUUUAAAAUCCACAAUGUCAAAACUGAAAGCACACUCGUGUAUGAUUUCAAAUAAUAUCCAUACCAUUAAUAUUUAAAAGCAAUUCCCAUUUUGGUUGGUAACUAAACGCUUGAAAUGUAGUCAUGAAAUUUUACCUAUCUACCCUUUUUACUUUGGAUUCAAUUUACCUUAAAGAAUAAUCGAUUGUAUGUAUAUUUGCUUGUAUGUAAAAUGUUUUUAUAUGCGUUAUAAAUAUGUAUUCUAAUUGAGCGCGCUUUGCUAAAAUCUCUUUUAAUUUUAAUUAUUAUUAUUAUUAUUAAUGGAUUUUGUAAUGUUUUAAUAAUUAAUUUACAUAGUAAUUAUUGUGAGAUUAUUUGCAUCAUUGUCUUGUGUUUUGUAAUUUAUCACAUUUUAAAGAGUACAAAAUAUUGGAAUGUUAUUAAUAAUGUUGUUUCGUUAAUGAUAAGUUUUAGAAUAAUUACACUUUUAAAACUGUUUUUCUUGAUAGCGUUCUUCGUCUAAUUGUACAAGGUAAAUGUAACCUCUUGACAUGUAAAUAAAAGUGAUUUUGGUUUGGUAACUUGUACUUUUAAUUUUACGAAUUUUUGUACAUAUCGUCCUAGUCGUAGAACACUGACGGAUCUGACGAAUGUUACAUAUAAAGAUCCGUCAGUAUUCUACGACUAUGACGGUAUACGCAUAUGUGGCAGGCUCCAAUUACAGACUAAAGAGAAUUAUUCUUAAAAACCUCAAGUUUCUAAUAAAUCUAUUUUAGUCAC
Messenger RNA from Galleria mellonella (greater wax moth), 3628 nucleotides. RefSeq names its product G2/mitotic-specific cyclin-B3 (gene CycB3). The record is from RefSeq and is a predicted model, not a curated record. NCBI's taxonomy places the organism in Eukaryota, Metazoa, Arthropoda, Insecta, Lepidoptera, Pyralidae. Gene Ontology annotation, molecular function: cyclin-dependent protein serine/threonine kinase regulator activity. The coding region runs from base 182 to 1711 and encodes 509 amino acids. Gene Ontology annotation, biological process: mitotic cell cycle phase transition; regulation of cyclin-dependent protein serine/threonine kinase activity. The transcript has 8 exons. Gene Ontology annotation, cellular component: centrosome; cyclin-dependent protein kinase holoenzyme complex; cytoplasm.